AUGGCCUUGUCAGAAAAAAUAAAAGAAACUAUCGAAAAAGAAGAAAUUAAAUUAUUUGAGUAUAAUUCUUUUGUAAAGGAAAAAUUACUAGGUGAAGGAGGAUUUGGAGUUGUCUUUCAAGUUUAUUCAAAAGAUAGAAAAGAAAUUGUAGCUUUAAAAAAAGUUCGCAAUAACAAUGAGUCUUUUAUAAAAGAAGUUAAAAAUAUUAAUAAAUUUAAUCAUGAAAAUAUAAUAAAACUCUAUGGAGUCACUAAAGAUCCUAGCACUCAAGAAUAUUGUAUGGUUCUACAAUUUGCAAAUGACGAAGACCUUCGGAGUUUUUUAUACAACCAUUUUUCUGAAUUAAAAUGGCAAGAUAAAAUUAGAAUGGCAAAAGAAAUUUCUAGAGGAAUUUGUUGCUUGCAUAAUGCAAAUGUUGCUCAUCGCGACCUUGUAAGACAUGAUAAGAACAUAUUAGUACAUAAUGGCAGAAUGUUAAUUGCUGAUUUCGGUUUAUCUAAAUCUUUAGGAAGUAAUUCAUUAUCUAUUGAUGGUGGACAUUUUGCAUACUCUGCCCCAGAAUUCCUCCAAAAUUCAAGGCAUAGCCGAGAUAAGUCUUCCGAUAUAUAUAGUCUAGGCAUGCUCUUCUGGCAAUUGUCAAGUGGAAGGCCUCCUUUCAAGAAUAUGGAUAAAUUUCAAAUACUUCGUCAUAUAACUGAUGACAACCGAGAAUCUCAUAUUAAUAGAACACCAUAUGAUUUUGUAGAUCUUUAUUGUAAAGCUUGGAAUAAAGAUCCAAAAUUACGACCUGAAAUCUUCACAAUUUUGGAUAAGUUAGAUUCUAUACAAAUGACACCCGUUUUCCAUGACAGAUCCUCACCAGAUUCAUCACCACCAUCAAUUAAAAUCGAUGGGGAUUUUUUAUAA
This is a messenger RNA of Cetraspora pellucida, 906 nucleotides long. NCBI's taxonomy places the organism in Eukaryota, Fungi, Glomeromycota, Glomeromycetes, Diversisporales, Gigasporaceae. The record is from the annotation of a GenBank genome assembly.